AAAUCGUACGCUAUCGCUUCAGUGUUCAAGAGAAAGCCGCGAAAUAAACAAGUUUAAAGUGGAAAAAAUAUGUGUUAGUGAAAAUAAUUUUAAAUUAAAAUAACCUUUAAUUAAUAUUUAUAAUUUUCGAACAAUGUCAUUACUUCAAAUAUAAUACAAUUAACAUUGUGAUGAUUUAUUAAUUUAUGAUUACUGCCAUAAAAUAUGAAAUCAUCUCAACAUUUUUACUGAGAUAAACGAAGUUUGCAAUGUCCAAUGAAACAGUAAGAUAUUGCAAUCUGGACGAUUUCGCAAAAAGUUAUCGCGAAAUUCAUGGAUAUUUAAGCGUUUUAGUCUGCAUCUUUGGUUCAGUUGCGAACAUACUCAACAUAUGCAUUUUGACGACGAGAGAAAUGCGAUGGCCCACCAAUUUUAUUUUAACCGGAAUCGCAGUUGCAGAUCUAUUCGUAAUGUUGGUCUACAUUCCUUUCGCGAGCCAUCAGUACCUCAAUUCCAAACCGACCCACCACUCCGAUAACUAUAGUUACUCUUGGGUUGUGUACCUAAAAUUUUACGCCUCAUUUAGUUUAAUAUUUCAUUUUAUUUCUUGCUGUUUAACGGUGAUUUUAGCGGUGUGGAGAUAUAUAGCUAUUAACCAUCCGCAGAAUAAUAAAUUAUGGUACGCCGUGAAUAACGUAAAAAGUACUUUAUACGCUAUUUUAUUUAUUUACGUCAUAUGCCCGGUUAUAUGUAUACCAGUUUAUUUAGCGCAGAAUAUAAAAUCGAAUCGGCGAUACGUGGAUAAUAACAGCAUCAUAUUGAAUAAAAAAUACUUAGGCGGAGAUUACAAUAUAACAGUUUAUACAAUUGAUAUAAGUGGAGACUUUGUUUAUGCAACGUUUUGGGUGUAUACGGUGGUUAUAAAAUUAGUACCAUGUGUAUUAUUAACAAUUUUAUCUAUGAGACUUAUAUCUGCAUUAAUGGAUACGAAAAAACGAAGAAGGGAAUUGAUCAACAACAGUGGUGUUCCGCUUAAAGAUCAAAGCGUUUUAAAACAACGAAGACACAUCGAAAAGGAAUUACAAACCGAUAGAACAACACGAAUGUUAGUUGCUGUGCUUCUUUUAUUCUUAAUUACCGAAUUACCGCAAGCGAUUCUUGGAUUAUUUUGUAUUUUAAUGGGGAAGGAUUUUCUUAAUCAAUGUUAUAUACCUUUAGGUGAUGUUAUUGACAUGUUGGCACUUGUUAAUUCUGCCAUUAACUUUAUUCUAUAUUGCUCGAUGUCUCGACAGUUUCGAUCAGCAUUCGGAGAACUGUUUAGACCGAAGUUAUUGAACAAGUGGCUUCCACUACCUACACACAUAGAGAUGAAUGGAGCUAUGACGCAAGUGACGCAGGUGUAGCGCAAAGAAAAAAUGUUUGGGGUCUGGUUAGAAGACGUCUUGUGAUACUACUAUUAAUUGACUUAAAGCUCUACGAAGACUAUAACGAGUGUCGAAACUUAAGGGUUACUUAUUUUAAUAUUUAAUAUAAAUUAUCUUCUGUAAACGACUUUAUUUAUACUUGGUUUGGGGAAAGAUAAAAGAAAACUUUUAAUGCACUCAUUAAAAGUUCCUGAAAAGUUUAUCUAUAUAAAACUCGAUUGUGAGCAUUGUCACUCAUUGAAAACUUAAAACGAUGAAAAAAGUUUUCUUCAAACAAUGGUCAUUUUUAGUUGUCUAAAACUUGCUCGAACAAGAAGAACACUUUCAUCAUUUAUCUGAGCGUGUACAAAGUAAUUUGUAAGCUGUAAGGUAGCAUAAUUUAUGUAGUUACGUUCCGAAUGUAAUAAAUAAAUACAUACAUACAUUUCGAUGUAACCCAAAUUGAUUUGGGUUUUAAUUCAAAACAGGACAGUAAAAGAUUUUAUGUCGCUACGUUUUACAACCUUGUAAAGCCUGCGUUUUUAUUACCAUCAUUUUUGCGUUAACGUUUCAAUAAAGGAAAAAAUUAAAAAAGAUUUAGAAUUAUUUUCCAAGUGCCUUGACAAGAACAAAAGUGUUUUAUCACUUUAUUUUGUAAUUUAGUUCUUACACCAUCUUUAACGAGCUUAGAGCCCAAGCUCAUGAGAUGUGUUAAUGUGAGGAUUAGUUAUAUUAGCACAUCUUACUACGGUGUGAGAACCGAAAGUACAACAAAAUUAAUGUUUAAUAAAAUUAUCUGUAAAUAUUAAGUGUAAUAUGUAUUUAAGAAGUAGUCAAAUCGGGUGAAUUUGUAUACCAAAUUAAAGCUCAAAACUUUUUUAAUGUACUAUGUAAUCAUUCGUCUCACCCAAUUUAACGUAGAUAUUACUGUAGUUACGAAUUUUCCUGUACUUUAGAAGAUGUA
Molecule: messenger RNA, 2346 nt
Organism: Onthophagus taurus
Lineage: Eukaryota; Metazoa; Arthropoda; Insecta; Coleoptera; Scarabaeidae
Source: RefSeq, a predicted model, not a curated record